Molecule: messenger RNA, 1881 nt
Organism: Vitis riparia (riverbank grape)
Lineage: Eukaryota; Viridiplantae; Streptophyta; Magnoliopsida; Vitales; Vitaceae
Exons: 2
Coding region: 1-1881 (626 amino acids)
Biological process (GO): DNA integration
Molecular function (GO): nucleic acid binding; RNA-DNA hybrid ribonuclease activity
Source: RefSeq, a predicted model, not a curated record
AUGGAACUAACGGCCUUAACUCUUCGAAGUGCCACCCAGAAACUCUGUCCAUACUUCCAAGCCCACCCGGUGGUCGUGCUAACUGACCAACCCCUUCGCAACAUCCUGCACAAACCAGACCUAACCGGGAGAAUGCUUCAAUGGGCCAUAGAAUUGAGCGAAUUUGGAAUCGAGUUCCAACCCAGAUUGUCCAUAAAAGGCCAAGUGAUGGUUGACUUCGUGCUGGAAUACUCCCGAAGGCCCAUCCAACACAAGGAACGAAGCGAAGAAGAAUGGUGGACUUUGCGAGUCGAUGGAGCCUCCCGAUCGUCAGGAUCCGGGGUAGGGCUCCUGUUGCAAUCCCCAACUAGAGAACAUCUGGAACAAGCCAUCCGACUAGGAUUCCUCGCCUUUACCAAUGAAGCCGAAUAUGAGGCCAUCCUAUCCGGAAUGGAUCUCGCCCUAGCUCUAUCCAUCUCCAAACUCCGGAUCUAUAGUGAUUCCCAACUCGUGGUAAGACACGUCCAGAAGAAAUACGAAGCUAACGAUGCGCGCAUGGCACGAUAUCUGGCUAAAGUAAGGGACACCUUACAACGAUUCGCCGAGUGGACGAUAGAAAAAAUUAAGCGAACUGAAAAUGGGCACGCCGACGCCUUGGUAGGCAUAGCCGCCUCCCUUCCCAUCAAAGAAGCCAUAUUGUUGCCUAUACAUGUGCAAACCAACCCUUCCGUCACGGAAGUCUUCACUUGCAAUACUAUUGAGGUAAAUCAAGCAGAUAGCCAAGAAUGGACGAACGACAUUAUAGAGUACCUUCGGACAGGUACCCUGCCCGAAGACCCCAAACAGGCACACAAGGUCUGGGUACAAGCCGCCAGUUUCACCAUGGUUGGGGGCCACUUAUACAAACGGUCUUUCACAGGUCCCUACCUUCGAUGCCUAAACUAUUCAGAGGCCCUCUAUGUAUUAGCUGAAUUACACGAGGGAGUAUGUGGAAAUCAUGCUGGAGGACGAUCUUUAGCACAUAGGGCCCAUUUGCAAGGAUAUUACUGGCCCACAAUGAAGAAAGAUGCUACAGCCUAUGUCAAAAAAUGUGACAAAAGUCAAAGGCAUGCCCCCAUUCCACAUAUGCCAUCAGAGGCAUUGAAACCAAUUUCAGACCCUUGGCCCUUCGCGCAUAAAUGGGUGGAAGCUGAAGCAUAUGCUAGCAUCAAGGACAAAGAUGUCACCAAGUUCGUAUGGAAGAAUAUCAUUUGCCGCUUUGGAAUUCCCCAAACCAUCAUAGCUGACAACGGUCCACAGUUUGAUAGUAAAGUUUUCCGGAAUUUCUGUUCAGAACUAAACAUCCGGAACUCAUACUCCACCCCACGUUAUCCUCAAAGCAAUGGCCAAGCGGAGGCCACAAACAAGACACUGAUAACUGCCUUAAAAAAGAGGCUCGAGCAAGCCAAAGGAAAGUGGGUGGAAGAGCUACCCGGCGUCCUAUGGGCUUAUCGAACCACACCCGGACGUUCGACAGGAAACACUCCCUUCGCCCUCGCAUACGGUAUGGACGCAAUCAUUCUUACAGAAAUAGGGCUACCCAUUAUCCGGACUGAGGCAGGAAGCCAGGAUGAUGCGAAUGCAGAGUUAGGAAGAAACUUGGACUGGGCAGACGAAGUAAGAGAAACUGCAUCCAUUCGGAUGACAAACUAUCAACAAAGGGCAUCAACUCACUACAAUCGCAAAGUAAGGCCCAUAAGCUUAAAAAAUGGUACGCUGGUCCUUAGAAAAGUUUUCGAAAAUACCGCUGAUAUAGGAGGAGGAAAGUUCCAAGCCAACUGGGAAGGCCCCUAUAUAGUGUCUAAAGCAAGUAAAAGUGGAGCCUAUCAUCUACAAAAGCUAGACGGGACACCAUUGCAAUGA